UAUUCUCAAAACUUCAAACUUUUAAGUUAUAUUUAAUUAAUUUAUUAUAUAGUCUUGCCUUGCCAUGACGAUAAAGAGGAGCAAAGAAGAAGACUUAACAGUAGAGACACUAGCAAUGGCUAAUUGUGUCAGUAUUUUAGAGAAGAACAGUUCAUUAGCACGUCGAUUUUAUGAGUGCAAAACUUGUAAGAGGCAAUUUGAAUCGUUCCAAGCUUUAGGGGGACACAGAGCAAGUCAUAAGAAACCAAAACUCGAAAAAGGUUCAGAUUCAAUUAAAUCUAAGACGAAGAAACAUCAAUGCUCGUAUUGUGGCGAAGAAUUUGCACUUGGACAAGCGUUGGGUGGACAUAUGAGAAAACAUCGCGAUAAAUUAAUGGAGAAACAGGAGGAGAAAAAUCAUACUAAAUGUAAAUCUGAUGAUGAUUUAUUGAAGGCAGAGAAAAAGAGCAAAUCGAAUAGCGAUAAGAAAUUAUUUUUAGAUUUGAAUUUGACGCCAUAUGAGAAUGAUUUGAUGUUGGGAAUUAUACCAGCCUUUACAGUAGUUCAUUCUUUGUUUGGAUCACAUUCGUCACAACUAAACAGUCCUUAUCCAAUAUGCACAACGCGUAAACUUCCACAUGCACUAGAAACUAGAAACACUGACUUAUUAGCCAUCUAUAUAAUAUGUGAAGCAAUACAUCCAAAGCAUAUAGUAUCUAAUUUCAAGCAACAUUUCAUUCAUAAAAGAACUUCACAUUUCCUGUAUGCAAUGAUGAAACGAAGAAGAGAAUACGAUGGUCAAGUUGAAGCACAAGCAAUGGCUAAUUGUUUAAUGCUUUUAUCAUCCAUCGAUCGAGAUCGUCGCGUUAAUUCAUUUGAAUGCAAGACAUGCAAAAGAACAUUUUCAUCUUUCCAAGCACUUGGAGGUCAUAGAACAAGUCAUAAAUCGUCCCUGAAAUCAUCGUCGAUAGAUGCUGAGAAGCCUCUCCACGACAAAUUAUCUAAAAAACGCAAGGUGGUACAUGAAUGCUCGAUUUGUGGGAUGGAGUUUUCGAUGGGACAGGCUUUAGGUGGACAUAUGAGGCGUCAUCGUGCUAGCACCGUUAAUGAAAUUGAAGAAUCGAAGGAGAGAAAGAUACCAGUAUUGAAGAAAUCGAAUAGUAGCAAGAGAAUAUUUUGUGUGGAUCUUAAUUUAACUCCUGAUGAAAAUGAUUUUCAAUUAUGGCACACAGCACCUACUGCUCCUGUUUUGCGCUGCUUUUUCUGA
Molecule: messenger RNA, 1246 nt
Organism: Capsicum annuum
Lineage: Eukaryota; Viridiplantae; Streptophyta; Magnoliopsida; Solanales; Solanaceae
Product: zinc finger protein 841
Exons: 3
Coding region: 65-1246 (393 amino acids)
Source: RefSeq, a predicted model, not a curated record